Mizuhopecten yessoensis (Yesso scallop) is the source of this 2197-nucleotide messenger RNA. Its product is annotated as cytochrome P450 2D4-like. The transcript is spliced from 5 exons. The record is from RefSeq and is a predicted model, not a curated record. The coding region runs from base 151 to 1281 and encodes 376 amino acids. Gene Ontology annotation, biological process: xenobiotic metabolic process. Gene Ontology annotation, molecular function: iron ion binding; heme binding; oxidoreductase activity, acting on paired donors, with incorporation or reduction of molecular oxygen, reduced flavin or flavoprotein as one donor, and incorporation of one atom of oxygen. Gene Ontology annotation, cellular component: intracellular membrane-bounded organelle; cytoplasm. Lineage: Eukaryota; Metazoa; Mollusca; Bivalvia; Pectinida; Pectinidae.
UUUAGAUCGUCGACUAAGCUCCUAGUGCUUCCAAUUGACGUAACCGGGGAGAUAAUUGUAUACAUCGUCUGCGGUUGCGCCUUAUAGUUUGUCUAUAUAGGUCACAGUUGCAAUUAUAUUGUCAGUUUUCAGUGUGUGUUUCGAAGCAACAUGGAUUUCGGCUCGUCUCUCAGCUUUAACACUGUGACAGUGGCUAUCGUUGUUGUAUUGUUGAUCCUGCUAGUCAGUCGGACACUACAAUGGUCUGCCAAUGUCCCGCCCGGCCCAUCUGGCUAUCCUAUCAUAGGAAGCAUGCCUCUACUGCGAAAAGGAAACAUCCUGGAGAUAUUUCGAAAACUUCGAGCACAAUAUGGCGACGUUUUUAGUAUAAAGAUUGGACCCAAUCUUGCCGUAGUCAUCAAUGGAGCCGAUGCGUUGAAGGAAGCGUUCGUCAAGCGUGCGGAUGAAUUCUCUGACAGGCCAAGCAACUAUUUCAUUGUUCAAUAUAUGAUCAAUGUAAAGAAGUUGAUUCAAAAUUUCACUGAUAUCAAAUGUUUCGCUCUUGAACAAAUAGCCGAGCAUCGAAAAACGUUUGCAGAAGAGAAUCAGCGAGAUUUCAUUGAUGCGUUUCUGAGACAACAAAUCAAACAUGACGAAGAUGAUCCGAUAUUUGAUGAUAUGAACUUAGCAACAGUCGUCAUCAAUCUGUUCCUUGCCGGGACUGAAACAACAGCUACCAUGAUCCGCUGGGCGAUACUUUACCUCAUUCACAACAAACCUAUCCAAGAUAAGCUCCGACAGGAGAUUGAGACUGUGAUCGGAACGUCAAGGCUUCCGUCACUUUGCGACAAACCCUCCAUGCCUUACUACGAAGCUUUUAUAACAGAGGUUUUCCGGAUGGGCAACAUCGCUCCACUGUCUGUGCCUCACGGUGCCAAGAAGGAUAUCCAGUUCCGAGGCAGGCUAAUCCCAAAAGGGUCGGUCAUUAUGGCAAAUCUUGACUCGGUUAUGACUGAUCCAGACCUGUUUGAGAAUCCGGAUAAGUUUCAACCAGAGAGAUUUCUAGGAAAGGACGGACAAAUGAACGGCAAAGAAAGGACUGUAAUGGCUUUCUCUCUAGGACGACGAAUCUGUCUUGGGGAAUCCCUGGCGAGGUUAGAGCUAUUUUUGUUCCUAACCUCAUUGCUGCAGAGGUUCGAGUUUCUCCCAGAAAGCCCCGACAAACUUCCAUCGUUCGACUCCACCUUGGGAGUGGCGCGGGCGUCCACGGACUACAAGUGCUGCGCUGUAAAGCUGAAAUGAAACAUUAAAACAAAACAUAUGUGAGAACUUUGACCAAUAUGUAUAUACAAAUAUGUUUUAAUUAUUUAAUCAUUAUACAAUAUGAAUCGUAUAUAAUCUCACUUUAAGUAUGUAACAUUGCUAUUGUAUUCAUUUGCUUCAAUGAACUCAUUAUUACACCUAAAUAUCGUUGGAUUAUAGAUAUAAACAUAUUUUUAUUAUCAGCAUAAUAACUGUAUUUUAUACUCAAGUGUCUUACUGAUUGUUCCGAAAAAAUAGUUUUGAUGAAUCUCUUUUUAAGCGCGAACAUUUGCUAGGUGUUUUUAUGUGAAUUUCUUAUUUAUGAAUAAGUUUUUUUUAUUCAACAAUGAAACACACAUACAAUUUCUGAAGGAUGAAACAAACCCAAGCUAAUGGCUUUAAAUUUUUCUUGAUAUUUCAAUAGAACUUUAUCACGGUGUAUUACUUUACACAUGUUUUGUUCACUUUUAUUUUUAACAAUACAAAGCGUUUGGGAAGAUUUUUUUAAAAUACAGGAUGCUUUAUUUACUUUGCAUAUAACAAUUUCCCAACACAUUGUUGCUAUAAAGUGUCCCUGUGUGUGUCCUUCUUAACAGACAAAUCAUGUUUGUGUCAAGUAGCUGUCAAAUAUAUCCGGUUCAUCACUGACAUCAGUAGAAAGCACGGACUAUACCUAUAUCACACCAUACAGAAGAAAAAAUAACUAACUUCGAGGUUUUCCACAGGUGGUCUGUUACGUUAUGCAAACGAAUACUGACGUUGAGGCAAUUUAGAUAAAGAAUCCAUCCCGAGGGCCAAUAUACAGUUUGUCAUUGUUAAUCUUAUACUUUUUGACUGAUGUUGUAUGUAUUAUUUUGUGUAUGUAAAGUUUAUUAUCCAUUGUUUGCAAGUUAAUAAAAUGCAUAGAAACUCUGUA